Messenger RNA from Syzygium oleosum, 1973 nucleotides. RefSeq names its product probable serine/threonine-protein kinase PBL18. Gene Ontology annotation, molecular function: ATP binding; protein kinase activity. Bases 57 to 1655 code for a protein of 532 amino acids. The record is from RefSeq and is a predicted model, not a curated record. NCBI's taxonomy places the organism in Eukaryota, Viridiplantae, Streptophyta, Magnoliopsida, Myrtales, Myrtaceae. Gene Ontology annotation, biological process: protein phosphorylation. The transcript is spliced from 6 exons.
UGUCAAAAGGAAACUUGGAAACGUAAGUCGCUUUGAACGGUCCCGAAGCGCACAGGAUGCACGACCCGGUCAUCGUUCGCCGCACGAAAGCAAUAAUCAUGAACCUCCAUCACCGUCGUCGUCGUCGUCGUCGUCACAGUCACCAUCAUCUCCCUCCCCCGAGUCAAACGAAGCCCUCAAUGUCAGGGAGCAGUGGGACCAGAGAUACCGUUCGGAGUCCGAUCUAUCCAGGAGCAAUGGAAUCCUCAACCCCGUCGCUUUCGAUGGAGAAUUCCCAUCUCAUCUUCCUUGACUCACCGCCCCCCGGCUCAUGCACAGGCAAAGUCCAACACUCAUUAUUUUUACUGUCAGCGGCCUUUAUAUGUCCGCUGCUCGAGCGCCUCGGUUUGACCGUCUUCGUGCUGGGGGGUGUUAUUUCGUUCCGUUCUUGGAGUUUUGAGAGCAGCAGAUCCUCCUCCUCCUCCUCCUCCUCGCUGUUGGGAAGCCGCCCGGCAUGGGAAUCUGCGGUGGGAAGCCUGCGAAGUGUGCUCAUGCUUCGUCCAUCACCUUCGCCGGUUUGUGCUCGAGAAGCUAAAAGAUCUCUUAGCAAUGUUAGGCGGGAUCCGCCCCCUCUCAACUGGCAAAAGGCUAUACCGGGCUUGGAGAAAUCUCUGAUGAUUACCAAGCUUGAUUCCUCGGUCUCCAACAAUCUCAAGUCCUUUAGCUUCAGCGAUCUCAAGAAUGCCACCAGAAACUUCCGCUCUGAAACUAUGCUUGGAGAGGGAGGGUUUGGUUGUGUGUUCAAAGGAUGGAUUGACGCGAAUACACUAUCUCCUGCUAAACCUGGAAGCGGGAUGGUGGUGGCUAUAAAGAAACUGAAGUCUGAGAGCUUUCAAGGCCACAAAGAAUGGCUUGCAGAAGUAAAUUAUUUGGGCCAACUUCACCAUGAGAAUCUAGUUAAGCUUAUUGGCUAUUGCUGUGAGUCGGAUAACAGACUACUCGUGUAUGAAUUUAUGCCAAAGGGUAGCUUGGAGAAUCAUUUAUUCAGAAAAUGCGUUGAACCCAUUCCUUGGGCUACAAGGAUGAACAUUGCCAUCAGUGUUGCACGAGGAUUGUCUUUCUUGCAUGGCUUAGAUGCUAAUGUCAUCUACCGUGAUUUAAAGGCUUCCAAUAUUCUGCUUGAUUCGGAUUUUAAUGCCAAACUUUCAGAUUUUGGCUUGGCAAGGGAUGGGCCUACUGGGGAUAAAACUCAUGUUUCAACACGAGUAGUGGGAACCCGGGGCUAUGCAGCUCCAGAGUACGUGGCAACAGGUCACCUAACACCAAAGAGCGAUGUCUACAGCUUUGGUGUUGUUUUGUUAGAAUUACUCAGUGGAAGACGAGCUCUGGAUGACGAGAGGCCUGGAUUUCUCGAGGAGACCUUGGUCGAGUGGGCAAAGCCUUUCUUAAGCGACAGCAGGCGGAUCUUUAGAAUCAUGGACACAAGAUUGGGCGGUCAAUACUCUAAGAAACAAGCCCAAGCUGCCUCUGCUCUUGCUUUGCAAUGCCUCCAUACGGAUCCGAAGAGUAGGCCACCGAUGGUUGACAUUCUGGCGACUCUAGAAGAGCUUCAUACAACGAAGGAAGGGCUGAGAACGCCACGUUCCAAGCUCAACCGCCAUGGGAAUUGGAGCUAAGCAUCUCGAGUCGUGCUUGCAAGUAACGAUAUGAGGUCGUCACAUCUGUAGCCACGUUCGCAUUAUUAGUUUGAAUACCUGCAUCAGUGUGAGAACCCAAUAAUUUAGGCGACACCAUAGUUAUUCUGGACGCACCAUGUGAUUCUUUUGUAUAGGCGAAGGUUUUCUCUUCCAUAAACUCGGGGUCGUCUUCAGUAAAACAGAAAGACAUACUGUUGGACACUUGUAUAUUACCGUCAAAGAGUUAGUUAGCUGAAUGAAAUCGCAACAUCUCAAGAGACCCUGAUAAAUUUGAGUCGAAACAUUUAGACGGGCAAA